AUGCCAUUCCUCCAACACGGCCCCGUCAACCUCUACUAUGAAAUCCACGGCAGCAACACAACCAACCCACCCGUCAUCCUCUCCCACGGCUUCAGCUCUACCUCCGCCAUGUGGCAACCACAGAUCUCCACCCUCUCAGCCCACAACCGCCUCAUGAUCUGGGACAUGCGCGGCCACGGCCGCACCACCUGCCCACUAGACCAAUCCCUCUACAACGAAGCAUACACCAUCAGCGACAUGCACUUAUUGCUCACCACUCUCUUCCCCAGUGAUUCCAAGUUCAUCGUCGGAGGCCUCAGUCUGGGCGGGUACAUGUCCCUCGCCUUCUACAACGCCUACCCCGACCUAGUGCGCGCCCUGCUCAUCAUCAGCACAGGCCCAGGCUUCAAGUCGCCCAAGGCACGCGAGCAGUGGAACCAAACAGCUUACGCCCAGGCUGAUCGGUUUGAGAAGGAAGGGCUCAAGUCCCUGCAGAACCUGAGUCCCGAGCGCUCUUCUGUGACUCACGAGGAUACCUCCGGCAAGAGCCUGGCGUUGGCGGCGCGAGGAAUGUUGUCGCAGCAUACGCCGGGCGUGAUUGAGGGGUUAUGUGGGAUCAAGGUACCGAGUCUGAUUGUUUUGGGGAGUGAGGAUAAGCCUUUCAUUGGUGCGGGUGCGUACAUGGAGAAGAAGAUCAGGGGAACGCGGAAGGUGGUGUUGAAGGGCGCGGGGCAUGCGAGUAAUAUUGAUGAUGUGGAGGGCUUCAACAGAGCAGUAGUCGGGUUCUUACAGGAGCAAGGCCUAAGCGGUAGUGGAGGGGGCAGGCCGAAGUUGUGA
Cyphellophora attinorum is the source of this 816-nucleotide messenger RNA. Its product is annotated as putative 2-succinyl-6-hydroxy-2,4-cyclohexadiene-1-carboxylate synthase. The transcript has a single exon. The record is from RefSeq and is a predicted model, not a curated record. Lineage: Eukaryota; Fungi; Ascomycota; Eurotiomycetes; Chaetothyriales; Cyphellophoraceae. The coding region runs from base 1 to 816 and encodes 271 amino acids.